Molecule: messenger RNA, 643 nt
Organism: Dermatophagoides pteronyssinus (European house dust mite)
Lineage: Eukaryota; Metazoa; Arthropoda; Arachnida; Sarcoptiformes; Pyroglyphidae
Source: RefSeq, a predicted model, not a curated record
AUGCGAUUCAAAUCAAAUAUUUCAUUGAUUUUUUCGUUAAAAUUAUUCUGUUUUGCACAAGAAAUUCAAUCAAAAACCUUACCAUCAUCAUUAUUGAAUCAAACAAUUUCAGUAAAUAAUAAUGAUAAAAUACGUACGAUUACAAAUCGUAUGUUGAACAAUGUGCGAUGUUCAUUCUAUCAAAAAGCAAUCAUUCCAAUGAAAAGAAUAUUUAAUUUAUCCGUAACAAUACCAUCGGAUAUACCUGAACAAUGUAAAAAGAAUGGUCCCGAAUCAAUAACAUUGAAUUUAAAUGUAACUAAUGAUGAAAAUGGUGGGGAUGGUGGUGCAUUACCAAAUGAAACCGAAUCAAUACAAUCGAUCGAUUUGAAUGAUGAUGAUAAAUUGGAUGAUGGUAUUAUAUCAUCUAAAGAAUUUAAUCAAUCAAUUUCAGAAGCCGAAAUACCAAUCAGAUUUGAUGAUAAUGAAUCAAAUGAUAACAAUGAUGAUAAGGUAAUCGAUGCAGAUAAGAAUCGAAAUUCGUGACAACAAUUUGUUGUUUGGGCAAAUCAAUCAACAAACAAACAAAAAAUCAUUCAAUCGAAACACAAAAAAAUGGAUCAUACAGUUGAAUGAUUACAGCAUCAUGUUGAUGAUGACCAUU